AUGGGACCCUGGCAUCUCCUCACCAUCCUGAAGCUGUCGGUGUGCUGUCAGUCUCUGUUUGCAUCGGCUUGGUCAGUGAACAAUUUCCUCAUGACUGGGCCCAAGGCCUUCCUGACCUAUGCCAGCAGCGUGCAAGCGGGCGCGCAGAGUGGCAUGAAAGAAUGUAAACACCAGUUUGCAUGGGACAGAUGGAACUGCCCCGAGAGCGCCCUGCAACUAUCAACACACAAAGGCCUUCGCAGUGCCACAAAGGAGACGUCCUUUGUCCACGCCAUCAGCGCUGCGGGAGUGAUGUACACCUUGACCAAGAACUGUAGUAUGGGGGACUUCGACAACUGUGGCUGUGACGACUCCAGAAUAGGACAGAUGGGUGGCAGGGGCUGGGUGUGGGGCGGCUGCAGUGAUAACGUGGCAUUUGGGGAGAAGAUAUCCAAACAGUUUGUGGACGCGCUGGAGAAUGGCCACGACUCUCGCGCAGCUGUCAACCUGCACAAUAACGAGGCGGGCAGAUUGGCUAUCAAAGCUACGAUGAGGAAGGCGUGCAAGUGCCACGGGGUGUCCGGAAGCUGCAGCAUCCAAACGUGCUGGAUGCAACUGUCCGACUUCAGGGAGGUUGGGAAUUACCUGAAAAUAAAACACAAGCAGGCCAAGAAACUGGAGAUGGACAAGAAACGAAUGAGGGCCGGCAACAGCGCGGACAACCGAGGUGCCAUCGCGUACGCCUUCGGCAGCAUCGCCCGGACGGAGCUCAUCUACCUGGAGGACUCUCCAGACUACUGCACCAAGAACCAGAGCCUCGGACUUCACGGUACCGAAGGACGCGAGUGUCUCCAGGGGGACAAGACUGUCCCCCCGUGGGAGAGGCGGAGUUGCCGCAGGCUUUGCCACGAAUGCGGCUUGAGGGUGGAGGAGAAACGCACCGUGGUCGUCAGCAGCUGCAACUGCAAAUUUCACUGGUGCUGCACGGUGAAAUGCGAGAGAUGCGCACAGGUCGUCACAAAGCAUUACUGCGCUGGCAGCGGAAGAGGGCGGAAGCAGCAGAGCAAAACCAAGCGGAGGCACCGCGUGCGCCAGCAAUGA
Molecule: messenger RNA, 1080 nt
Organism: Lampris incognitus (smalleye Pacific opah)
Lineage: Eukaryota; Metazoa; Chordata; Actinopteri; Lampriformes; Lampridae
Product: protein Wnt-8a-like
Exons: 6
Coding region: 1-1080 (359 amino acids)
Biological process (GO): neuron differentiation; canonical Wnt signaling pathway; cell fate commitment
Cellular component (GO): extracellular region
Molecular function (GO): frizzled binding; cytokine activity
Source: RefSeq, a predicted model, not a curated record